This is a messenger RNA of Brassica oleracea var. oleracea, 1543 nucleotides long. RefSeq lists its product as uncharacterized. Bases 52 to 1218 code for a protein of 388 amino acids. The record is from RefSeq and is a predicted model, not a curated record. The transcript has a single exon. Lineage: Eukaryota; Viridiplantae; Streptophyta; Magnoliopsida; Brassicales; Brassicaceae.
UCAAAGGAAACGAGGUGUCAGCUUCUUGUGGGGUAUGUAAGGAGUCUAAUUAUGGACUGUUCUAUUUAUGUAUUGAAUGCAAUGUAUAUUUCCACUUGGAAUGCGUCCGUUUCUCACGAGGUAAAUCAUCCUUGUCAUUCGAAUCAUCCUCUCAAGUUAAUCGCUUUUGAUGCACUUACUGAUGAUGCCGAGAAGACUUGUAUUUUAUGUGAAAAAUACCCAAGAAAUGUAUGUUAUCAUUGUUACAUUUGUGAUUUUACCUCUUGCCUUCGUUCCACCAGAAUCCCACCUCCCCUUGUUGUUGAGGAUAUAAAGACCCACCAACAUCAACUUAUUCGCAUAUCUAAGAGAAUCUCAUAUGCUUGUGAUGUUUGUGGGCUGAAACGCGACACAAAAGACUAUCAUGGAUCUUAUAUAUGUCACCAGUGUGAUUUUGUUGUCCAUGGAAUGUGUAUUGGCUUGCCCCGUGUCAUCAGCAUCAAUCGUCAUGAUCACCGCAUUUCUUUCACUUAUCAUAUUGGUCCUGAUUAUUCAAAAUGUGGAGUUUGUCACCAAAGUAUAAGUCAACACCAUGGGGCUUAUUCUUGCUUAGUUUGCCCGAACUAUGCAGUCCAUUCCAGAUGUGCAAUAGAGCGUGAUGUAUGGGAUGGUGUAGAGUUAGAAGGGAUUCCAUAUGUUACAGAAGAUAUGACACCAUACAAGGUGGUGAGUGAUGGCUUGAUCAGUCAUGUUAGUCAUGUCGAACACCCUUUAAAGUUACACAAGGGCAAUAUCCUUUAUGAUCAUGAGUGGAUAAGAUGUGAAGCAUGUAGAGAUCCGGUUGGAUUUGACUCCGUCUUUGUCUGUGAGAAAUGCUGCUUCCUUCUUCAUAAAAAAUGUGCUAAUCUUCCCAUGAAGAAAAAAUUUAUCGUGGACACUGAGUUAUACAAGUUGGAAGUUGACAAUCUUAGAGUUGCAAGCUAUUGCUCGCAGUGUGCAACAUUAUCUGAUGGGUUCAAUUAUUCAAGUCAUGAUGAAAAUAGGAAAGUAGACGUUCGGUGUUUUUCCCUUUCUGAGCCAUUUGUCCAUGCUGGCCAUUCACAUCUACUAUAUUUUAGAAAGGCAUAUUACAAGAGGUCCAUAUGUGAUGCAUGCAUGAAAAUGAGUAAUUCUCGUUUUACGCUCGACUGUGAAGAUUGCCGAUUCAAUUUGUGUUUUUUUGUGCUACUUUGCCUUUAAGGACAUGGCAUAGGACAAAUGAGCAUCCUCUCAUUUUAUGUUGUGACAAAAAAGCGGGUGGUCAAAGCUGGUGUGACAUUUGUGAAAGACAAUUAAAUCCAAUGUUAUGGUUUUAUACAUGUUCUAGCUGCGAAGUCGCCAUACAUGCUAAAUGUGUAAUAUGAGAUAUCUCACGUAUUAAUCCAGGAAGCAACAUUGAAUUUGGGGGGCCUGAAUUUGGGUGAAGGAAUAAAAUCUUUGAAGCUGUUCCUAACAAUCAAAGCACUCGGCCAUUAUGCACUAAAUGCCACUCUCGAUGCAAGUUCUCUAUCUUCUUAAAGGAGAA